Molecule: messenger RNA, 1898 nt
Organism: Amphiprion ocellaris (clown anemonefish)
Lineage: Eukaryota; Metazoa; Chordata; Actinopteri; Pomacentridae
Product: cytosolic 5'-nucleotidase 3-like
Exons: 10
Coding region: 161-1051 (296 amino acids)
Cellular component (GO): cytoplasm
Molecular function (GO): 5'-nucleotidase activity; magnesium ion binding
Source: RefSeq, a predicted model, not a curated record
AGCACGGCAGCUCUCGCUAACAGAUGAAUCUGUCGUUCACUUAGAAGCGAUAAAAAUCAGACAAGACUCAUAGCUGAUGACAAAGUAACCUCCACUGAUCUGCAGUACUUUUCGGAAAAAUGUGAGGACACCAUUUGGAUGCGGCUGCUGUGUGUUUUUUAUGGCUAAAACCAAAGAAAACAAGAUUCCAGAGCUGUCCAACCCCUCAGUGUGUAUGAGGGACCCUCAGAGGGUUCAGGAGAUCCUGCAGUCGAUGGUGAAGGCUGGUUCCAACACCCUGCAGGUGAUCUCAGAUUUUGAUAUGACCCUAACGAGAUUUGCAUACAACGGAAAAAGAUGCCCGACCUGUCACAAUAUUCUUGACAACAGCAAACUCAUCUCCAGCGACUGCAAAGAACAGCUUAAGGAGCUUCUAAACACGUACUAUCCCAUCGAGAUCGACUCCACACGGUCAGUAGAGGAGAAGCUGCCUCUCAUGGUGGAGUGGUGGACUAAAGCUCAUGAACUCCUGGUCCAGCAGAAGAUUAAGAAGGACAUGUUGGAGGUGGCAGUUCGGGAGUCUGAGGCCAUGCUGAGGGAGGGCAACCAGCUCUUCUUCAACCACCUGUACGAACACAGCAUCCCUCUGCUCAUCUUCUCUGCUGGAAUCGGAGACAUCCUGGAGGAGGUGAUCCGUCAGGCCGGCGUCUUCCACUCUAACGUCAAAGUCUUCUCCAACUACAUGGACUUCGACGAGACCGGGCUGCUGAAGGCUUUCAAAGGAGAGCUGAUCCACAUCUACAAUAAAAGAGAAGGAGCGCUGCUGAACACCGGACACUUCCAGGAGCUGAGAACUCGACCCAACGUUCUGCUGAUGGGAGACUCUCUGGGAGAUCUGACCAUGGCUGAUGGAGUUCAGGAUAUGGAAAACAUCCUCAAGAUCGGGUACCUCAAUGACAAGGUGGAGGAGAGGAAGCAGUCAUACUUGGACUCUUAUGACAUUGUGUUGGUGGAGGAUGAAACCCUGGAAGUCCCGAAUGCUGUUCUGCUUUACCUCACUGGGAAUAAGUGAACUGUCUGCUGGCCGUCGGACACUGCAGGGCCGAGGAAAUCCUGCUCAGAAAGUGCAAACUGCAUUCUUAUUCACAACCAACUGAGAAUGUGUCAUGAUCUUUUAUUUUGUAAUUUACUAAAAGCUAAACACAUCGAGUCCAUGCGAGACUCUUCACAAGUCCAGCUCCCCAGCAUCACGUCACCCUUGUGUUUCUUUGUCCAAACUGCUUUUGGACCAUAAAACUGUAUGUUUUGGCAGCCAAACUUGCACCGUCAAGCACCUGUAAAAUGUUUUUUUUUUUCCCUGCCUGGGGGGAAGACUGGUUUUGUCAGACUGUUCUGGUUUACCUAUAGGAUGCAAUGAUAAAGGGAAAGAUGAACGCACAACACAAAUGGCAGCACUACACUGGUUUUGAAACCUGAUUUCCACCGAAUUUUAACCAGAAAACUGACAUUAAAAAACACAGGUCCACUGUUGUAUUUGUUAUUUAACACCGCAGUGCUACUAUUACACUUGAUUUUAGAAAAAAAACAGGUAAACAGAAAUCAAAAAAUAUUCAGAUGAGAGGUAACGAAGAGUAAGAACUGCUACCUCAGAGGUGUGAAAAGAUUACCAAGAUCCUGUUAUGAUUUAGUUUUGGCUGUACUUUAUGCACUGUAACAGAGGUUGGUUGUUAAAAACUUUAAAAUUUCACAACACUUAGGACUGGCACUGAUUAUCUGAUUAUCUUAUCUGUUAACUGAUCUUUUAGUCUGUCAUCUGCAAACAUUGUACCACAUACAGCCAAUCGUGACUUUUUACUUGUUCAGACUCAUUAUUUCUUCAUAUGUUCCCAUUUGUCUGAAAUAAAACAUUUUUUCAUCCA